This is a messenger RNA of Rotaria sp. Silwood1, 240 nucleotides long. The record is from the annotation of a GenBank genome assembly. NCBI's taxonomy places the organism in Eukaryota, Metazoa, Rotifera, Eurotatoria, Philodinida, Philodinidae.
AUGGUUCCUCUCAUCUAUCUUUACGAGACAGUGAAAGAUUCACAACAAUUCGCAAUUGUUUUGCCACGUUAUUCAAGAAGUCUUCAUUCUUAUCUAAUGGAUCAUACAAAUGAAGUAACAAUUGGCAAAGCUAUUCAAAUUGCACUUGACAUUGCUCAAGUUAUUGCUCAUAUGCAUGCCUAUGAACUUGUGCAUCGCGAUGCCAAAGUUAAGAAUAUUUUGCUCGAUACAAAUGAUUAG